This is a messenger RNA of Papaver somniferum (opium poppy), 1198 nucleotides long. Its product is annotated as F-box protein CPR1-like. The coding region runs from base 190 to 969 and encodes 259 amino acids. The record is from RefSeq and is a predicted model, not a curated record. The transcript has 2 exons. Lineage: Eukaryota; Viridiplantae; Streptophyta; Magnoliopsida; Ranunculales; Papaveraceae.
UCAAAACAAAAACCUAUCUCUCUCACUCUCAGCGUCUCUCUCUGGGUGUUUUUAUCUGCUCCUACAACGAUGAAAAUCUGAAUCGUAGGAAGGAGACUCUAAAAAUUCGGAUUUAGUCUCUCAAUUCUCCGGAUUCGGGAACAUAAACCCUAAGAAAUUAGAAGCUGAAUCGGGAGAAGAAGAAGAAUAAUGUCAAGCCUUCCGGAAGAUCUCUACCGAGACAUACUUCUAAGGGUACCAGCGGAAUCAUUACUUGCAUCUACAAGAGAAUAUAAAGAAAUGCCCAAGUUGUCAAUCGAAUUUAAAAGUGGUUGUCAUGUUUGCUUACAUGCUUUAGGCUAUGAUCACAAGAACGAUGAUUACAAGUUUGCAAUAGGUGUAGCGCCUCAUGAAAGCAGGUGUCUGAUCCUAAUCUAUAAGUUAUCAUCAAAUUCCUGGAAAACUGAGAAGACCAUACCUUAUUUUUUUACCUUAAUGCAAACAGCUGGGGUGCUUGUUAAUGGAGACUUUCAUUGGUUAGCGGUAGUUCCAUCAAGAUUUGUCGUACUCUCUUUGGAUAUCAGCGACGAGAGUUUUAACGAAAUGCAACUACCAGAUGGACUUAAGGAGAAGAAUAAGGAUCUGCGUAUGGUUCUGGGAGUGUUGGAAGGGUGCCUUUGUGCACUUGUCAGCUCAUAUGUUAAUGAAAUUAAGAUUGGUUAUGAAGUAUGGAAGAUGCUGGAUUAUGGAGUUCGAGAAUCUUGGACUAAGCUUUAUGUCAUUGCCCAUGAGAGUAUUAUCAGCGACAAUCAUUAUUUUAGGCUCGUGUGGUCUUCUAAGAAUGGAGAUAUUCUACUCUUGAGCUGCGACAGUCUAGUUCUGUAUGACCCAAAACAUGAAAGUGCUAGAGAACUAAAUAUCAAUGAUAUUCCAUUCUUGAACGCCGAGAAUUAUUUUAAAAGCAUAGUUUCUUUGAACUCAGGUACUUAGGUGGAGCCAGAGACUGACUGAAGAAUCAAUAGAAUCCUGAAGAAGAAGAAGCUUUAGAAGAAAAACAGGUGAAUCUAUUAUCUAGUUCUUGUUAUUCGCAAAAUCUACUGCUCUUGUUCGCGAAUCUUUUGCACAAUAUUUCACAUUAUCAUGAUGGUACUGUUCGGAUGUAGGGUUUUUGGUUUAGUUUAUCUUUCUUGAUAUAAAUGAAUCUUAAUGAUGAUUUUGU